Molecule: messenger RNA, 801 nt
Organism: Clonostachys solani
Lineage: Eukaryota; Fungi; Ascomycota; Sordariomycetes; Hypocreales; Bionectriaceae
Source: the annotation of a GenBank genome assembly
AUGCCACUCCAUCUUCUGGGGAAGAAGUCCUGGAACGUCUACAAUGAAAAGAACAUCGCCCGUGUUCGUCGCGAUGAGGCUGCCGCAGAGGCCGCUGAGGAGGCUGAGGAGCAGCGCAUGCAGGAGGUUGAUGCCGCGAGACGCCUAGCGAUUCUGCGCGGCGAGGAGCCGCCUCCUCUUGAGGAUGAGCAGCCAAAGGAGGUUGAUUUGAGCCACAGCCGGGAUCCCUCAUCUUUUGCAGAUAGGCCUAAGAAGAAGAGAAAGCGCGCCGGCGAGGAUGACACCGAAUUUGAACUCCGUCUUGCGCAUGAGAGGAAUGAAGCUCAGUAUGGCAAUCUUGAGGUUAGCAAGAAGCCAUCCAGCUCAGCUCCUAUCAUGGAUCGCUCUGGGCACAUUGAUCUCUUUGGCGAUGAACGCGCCAGAGCCCACGGUGAGAAGAACGAGGAAGCGGAAAAGGAGGCCAAGAAAAAGAAGCGGGAGUUUGAGGAUCAAUAUACCAUGCGCUUUUCGAAUGCCGCUGGGAGGGAGGGAUUGGCACAGAGUCCUUGGUACUCUAAAUCCGACAUGUCAGCACCUUCACAGCCGACAAAGGACGUUUGGGGGAAUGAUGACCCGAAGCGGAAGGACAGAAACGACCGGCGCCUAGUAGCCAACGACCCCUUAGCAGCGAUGAGAAGUGGCGCAUCCAAAGUCAGGGAACUGAAGGCCGAAAGGAAGAAACUCCAGGCUGAGAGGGAGGAGGAACUGAGGCAACUGCGCAGAGAACAACGAUCACCGAAGGCACAGGGAUCGAUCAUCUGA